AUGGAGGACCAAAACAACACAACGUUAUGGCCCCAGUUCGAACACUCAACAGUAAAGUCCCACAAACCUGAAGAUGAAGAUGUGAAACUGAGUUAUCAAGUGGCCGCGUCUCUCCUGCUUGGUGCGCUCAUCCUGAGCGCAAUAUUUGGGAACGCCUGCGUGGUUGCGGCCAUCGCGUUGGAGCGGUCCCUCCAGAAUGUAGCCAACUACCUGAUCGGGUCUCUGGCCGUAACCGACCUGAUGGUAUCCGUGCUGGUUCUCCCCAUGGCGGCGCUUUACCAGGUCUUAAACCGAUGGACGCUCGGACAGGUUCCGUGCGACAUCUUCAUCUCUCUGGACGUGUUGUGCUGCACGUCGUCCAUCCUGCACCUGUGCGCAAUCGCUUUGGACAGAUACUGGGCAAUCACCGAACCUAUAGAAUACAUGAAGAAAAGAACGCCGAGAAGAGCUGCAAUUCUUAUCAGUGUCACUUGGCUCGUCGGGUUCUCCAUCUCUGUGCCACCAAUGUUGGUCAUGCGCUCCCAGCCCAACAGUAUGGCAGAGGACAGGGCGAAUCCCAAGCAGUGUAAGAUCAGGCAAGACCCCUGGUACACAAUUUACUCUACUUUCGGGGCUUUUUAUAUCCCAUUAUUCCUAAUGCUGGUUUUAUAUGGACGGAUAUUCAAAGCUGCCCGCUUUCGGAUCAGAAGGACUGUGCGUAAAACCGAGAAAAAGAAAGUUUCCGACUCCUGUUUAGCAAUGUCUCCUGCGUUGUUCCGAGAAAAGCCCCACGGAGACUCGCAGGGAAAGAGCUGGAAAAGAAGCGUGGAACCCCGGCCGUUGCCGAGCGCCAACGGCGCCGUCAAACACGCGGACGACGGCGAAUCUCUGGAGAUAAUCGAAGUUCACAAAAACUCAAAAGGUAACCUGCCGUUGCCCGACACCCUGAGUUCUGUGCCGCUGUUCGAGAGUAGGCAAGAAAAGGCAACCGAGGCAAAAAGAAAGAUCGCAAUGGCACGGGAGCGCAAAACGGUGAAGACUCUGGGCAUCAUCAUGGGCACCUUUAUUCUCUGCUGGUUGCCAUUCUUCAUAGUCGCCCUGGUCAUGCCGUUUUGCCAGGAAUCGUGCUACAUGCCCCGCUGGCUGGAGGAUGUCAUAAACUGGCUGGGUUACUCCAACUCUUUACUGAACCCCAUCAUCUACGCGUACUUUAAUAAAGACUUUCAAAGCGCUUUCAAAAAAAUAAUCAAGUGUCAUUUCUGUAAGCCAUGA
Messenger RNA from Menidia menidia (Atlantic silverside), 1251 nucleotides. NCBI's taxonomy places the organism in Eukaryota, Metazoa, Chordata, Actinopteri, Atheriniformes, Atherinopsidae. The record is from the annotation of a GenBank genome assembly.